Messenger RNA from Calidris pugnax (ruff), 1730 nucleotides. It is a transcript of the gene LRRC10B, whose product is annotated as leucine rich repeat containing 10B. Gene Ontology annotation, molecular function: protein binding. Lineage: Eukaryota; Metazoa; Chordata; Aves; Charadriiformes; Scolopacidae. The transcript has a single exon. Bases 92 to 955 code for a protein of 287 amino acids. The record is from RefSeq and is a predicted model, not a curated record.
ACAAACCCCGCCCCCUCCGCGCUCCCAUUGGCUGCGGCCGGUUGCCUUGGCGACGACGGCGGCGUCGCCGUGUGGUGUGCGCCCGGCGGGGAUGGGGAGCGGCGGUUCGGCGGGGCCGCGCCUGGCGGCGGCCGAAGGCCCGGACGGCGAGGAGCAGCGGUUGGAGGUUCGGGGCGGCCGGAUCCCGACCUCCCUUUGGGCCCAACGGGGGUUACGGAAGCUCUACCUGAGCGGCGCGGGGCUGCGGGAGGUGCCGGUUGAACUGGGGGCCUUGAAGCACCUCCGCACUCUGGCCCUGGACGGCAACGAGCUGAUGGAGGUGCCCGAGGCCUUGUGCCGCUUACCCCGCCUGGCCUACCUCUACCUGGGCCGCAACGGCCUGCAGGCCCUGCCGCCCGCCUUCGCCCGCCUCCAGAGCCUGCGCUGCCUGUGGUUGGAGGGCAACUUCCUCGCCCGCUUCCCCCGGGCCCUCCUGGGCCUCCCUGACCUCCGCAGCCUCCAGCUGGGUGACAACCGCCUGGCCCGCCUGCCCCCCGGUUUGCCCCGCAUGGCCGGCCUGCGGGGGCUUUGGCUCUACGGCAACCGGUUGGAGGAGUUCCCCCCCGUCCUGCUGCGCAUGGCCCGCCUCCGCCUCCUCGACCUGGACCGCAACCGCAUCGCCCGCUUCCCCGACCUCACCUGCCUGCCCGCCCUGCGCCUCCUCUCCUACGACCACAACCCCGUCCGGCAGCCCCCCAGCGUCGGGGACGAGGUGCGGUUGGUGGGCGAGGGGGCUCAGGAGUUCAUGGAGGCACGGCAGGAGCGCCUGCAGAGCCUCCAGCAGCAGCAGGAGGAGGAGGAAGAGGAGGAAGGCGGCACCGAGGCCCCACCGGUGGACCCCGAGGAUGGCUCCCCGCUGCUGGAUGAUGGGGAAGGGGGCUUGGCAGCCCUGCCAGCCUCCCCGGAGGAAGGCUGAGCCACUAGGCACCCACAGAUACGUGGCAUGGAGGGAUGGGGGAGCCUCCACUGUCUGCCAGGUAGGGCUGGGGAAGAAGGAGAGCCCCCCAAGCGAAGGAAAACAGACGGUCUGAAGACCAGCAUCUCCCAGUUGGGACAGCAAAGAGCUGCCACCUGGAUCCACAGGGCUCGUGGGUCACUGUCGUGAUCUCCGAGCCCACCUCAGAGCCUCCCACGUAACCACAGGGUGCCUUGGAUGGGGGGAAACGUCCCUCUGCCACGAUGGGUGACCCCAGAAACCCUCCUUGCCUGCUGGGCAGGCCCUGCUGAGAGCCACACGAGCACGGGGGACCUUCCUACCACGCACAGCAGCUGCCCCACAACCUCCAGGAGUAUCCUUUGCUCCUGGCUCUGUGGGGCAGGACAGGAAAAAGCAAUGCCGUUUGCAUCCCCGUCACCCCAAAGAGCUGCAAGGUUUGAGAGCAAACGCACAGACCCCUUCUCAGCCCCAAGAGCCCUUCUCCUGCUGCUGGAAUUGCACUCAGGGGGGGUGGGAGAAGUCUCCUGGGGGGCUCCUCCUGGCCCCCAGGUUCGGGAAGGAGCCGAUGGAAACUCCACCCAGGCACAAGUGCUGCCUCUCUCAAGCCUGGAAGGGGUUUUGUACGGGAAGGGGAGCCCCAGCUCUGGCUCUGUCUGCCCCAAAACGGGCACCAAAGCCCGGGCUGCCGCCUUAUCCCUCCUCUUCCCCCUCCCUGAGUGCUGUUUCUACCGAAAUUCAAGCAAUAAAAAGCACA